AUGCCUUUCAUCUCCCUGCAGCAGGUAGGCAGCAAGCUAUUGUUGCCCUGGAUUUUGCAGGGGGUGGCUGCUAGUGAGCGGGAAUGUCCUGUUGAGGCAGAGGCCAGGCCUCCAGAGUGGCACCGUGUGGGACUCAGAUCACAGCUUCUGCCUUCAAAGGAGCUACAAAUCCAAAAGCAGGGGAAGGGGGAGAAGGGCCAGGGACAGUCAGCCUACCAACCCUCACCCGGUGCCCAAUGGAAGCCACGGGUCCUCCAUGGGAAUGCAUGGCCAUCCUUGUUUCUGCCUCCUCCUCGGCCUCCCGGGAGAAUGGAAGGCUGGCUUCCUGCUCUUAACUGA
Pipistrellus nathusii (Nathusius's pipistrelle) is the source of this 339-nucleotide messenger RNA. The record is from the annotation of a GenBank genome assembly. NCBI's taxonomy places the organism in Eukaryota, Metazoa, Chordata, Mammalia, Chiroptera, Vespertilionidae.